Molecule: messenger RNA, 770 nt
Organism: Micropterus salmoides (largemouth bass)
Lineage: Eukaryota; Metazoa; Chordata; Actinopteri; Centrarchiformes; Centrarchidae
Product: transmembrane protein 252-like
Exons: 2
Coding region: 1-525 (174 amino acids)
Source: RefSeq, a predicted model, not a curated record
AUGAACAUGAAGAAGCAACUGUGGUCCCUGGCCCGUCUGUUCCUGCCUGGUGUGGGAUUUUUUUUGACCUGCAUCGGGGCAUAUCUGGCGUCCCUGCAGACGGAGUACGGGUACAAUUGCAGGGUCAUCCAUGCCUACAUCAUGAUUUUGUUUGGCUUCCUGGCUGUGCUCAUCGGAGUCUUCUGGAACAUCUGCCACAGCAUGAAGAGCAAGAUGUACCAAAGAGGAGGACAUGAACCGCACAUCCAGGUCUACACUAUUGAAAGACCAAACUCCUCCCCUCCAUCGUACGAGGAGUCCCAGGGCAGCCAGCAGUGUCCUGAUACAGCCCCUGAGUUUGUGGUGGUGGUAGACGAGGUGGAUGUGGUGAUGAGUCUUGCUCCUCCUCUAUACAGCCAGGACAGCUCGGAGGCUCCAGACUGCACAUGGAGCUGGGAGCAGCCUCCUCGGUACAGCCAGGUAGAGCGUAUUCAGCUGGAGGAGGUGGAUGCAGACGAGUGGAGGGAGGCUUUGCCCGGACACUGAAGGAAGAAGGACUUAUCCCCUGACUGGCUAACAGAAAAAGGAGGAAUGAAGAUUUUAGAUUGACAUCAUUUCCUGAUCGAGCUAAGAGGGAAAGCUCCAGAAAAAUGAGAGAUGCCUUGAAAUGUGGUUGGAUUUCUCAGCUACCAAAUGAUGGACGUGUUGACUUCACCUUUGCGCCAUCAAUCUACACCCGGUGCUCAACUUCUGGAUUCUAAUGUGUGUGCUGACCCUAUGUUACCAGGCCA